Molecule: messenger RNA, 3433 nt
Organism: Xyrauchen texanus (razorback sucker)
Lineage: Eukaryota; Metazoa; Chordata; Actinopteri; Cypriniformes; Catostomidae
Product: nephronectin
Exons: 12
Coding region: 512-2497 (661 amino acids)
Cellular component (GO): membrane
Molecular function (GO): calcium ion binding
Source: RefSeq, a predicted model, not a curated record
UCUCUCACUCACUCUCACUCAGUCACUCACUCACACACACACACACACACACACUCUCUCUCUCACUCACUCUCACUCAGUCACUCACUCACACACACACACACACACACACACUCUCUCUCUCACUCACUCUCACUCAGUCACUCACUCACACACACACACACACACACACUCUCUCUCUCACUCACUCACACUCACUCAGUCACUCACUCACACACACACACACACACACUCUCUCACUCACUCUCACUCACUCACUCACUCACACACACACACACACACACACACACACACACACUUGAUGUCAUUGCAAAGGCAGCAGCAGGAAUGAAUCGCCCUUGGCGAUGCGCGCGGACAAACACACCUGAGGCGCGUGCACGCUCUCCAGACGCAGAACUGCACGGGGGCGAACGGGACAUUUCCACGCGAGUUUGAAACGAGUUUCCGCGCGGAGAAGCACAAAGAGCACCGAAGAGAGUCCGCUGAGAGUGUGAUGAAGGUCUGAUUGGCGAUGAAGAUGAGGUGUGUGAUGGAUCUGAUGCGGUUCUUCAUGUGUGUGUGCGCAGCUGCAGCCUCAGACACUCUCAGGUCAUCCGGGUCGCUGCUUUUAUCCAAUGGAUUGUGUCAGUACAGCUGGACCAGAAAAUCACAGGAACAAUGCAGACCCAUUUGUGAGUUGGGCUGUAAACAUGGUGAGUGUAUUGGACCAGAUCUGUGUCGAUGUCAUCCAGGAUACACGGGCAAGACCUGCAACCAAGAUGUGAAUGAGUGUGCUUUCAGGCCAUGUAAGUACAGGUGUAUGAACACACUGGGCAGUUAUAAAUGUUACUGUCUCAACGGAUACAUGAUGAUGGCUGACGGCACGUGCAGGAAUGCUCGUACGUGUGCGAUGGCGAACUGUCAGUACGGUUGUGCAGUGAUGAAGGGAGAGGUCAGAUGUCAGUGUCCGUCUCCAGGACUGCGUCUUGCACCUGAUGGACGGACAUGUGUCGAUGUUGAUGAGUGUGUCAGCGGUCGAGCCCAGUGUCCGAGGUUUCGUAAGUGUGUGAACACGUUUAGCAGCUAUAUCUGCAGGUGCCACAAUGGAUUUGAGCUGCGGCACAUUAACGGAAAAUAUCACUGCACAGAUAAAAAGGACGUCUCUAUUUGCUACGAUAAGCCAGCUCACAAGAAAUGCAAGUGUAAAGCAAGUGCUAACGGGAAGGGUUACGACUGCAAAUCUGUUGUUAAAGUCACCAUUGAGCCUGCAAGACCAGUCGAAGUCACCAUCAGUCCAACCACCGUCUCCACGACAGCAAGUCCCAUGACAACCACCCCUCAAACCACAGAAAAAACUACAACAACAACCAUCUCAACAAGUACAACCAUUCCCACCACUUCUGUUGCCAUAACAACUUCUGUUCCAAUAAGCACUGCUGUUAUGACAACACUAACACCAAUUACUGUUGCCAUGACAACAACCACAACAACAACCCCUACAACAAUCCCAACAACUACUGCUGCCAUGACAACAACAACAAUCCCUACAACAAUCACACCAACUUCUGUUGCCAUGACAACAACAAUCCCUACAGCAAUCACAACAACUACUGCUGCCAUGACAACAACAAUCCCUACAGCAAUCACAACAACUUCUGUUGCCAUGACAACAACAAUCCCUACAGCAAUCACAACAACUUCUGCUGCCAUGACAACAACCACAACAACAAUCCCUACAACAAUCACGACAACUGUCGAUACAACGACAAGUCCAACUACAAGAUCCACAUUAGCAGUUCCAACAACAACUACAGCUACAACCGCCAUUAUAACAACAACCACGGCAACAACAGCAGCAACCACGACCCCGGAGAUGACCUCCGCAACACCAGAAAGUACGACUACUCUGGACAACCGCGUCCACCGAGAGAACACGGCGAAACCACGAGGAGAUGUUCACAUUCCGCGUUAUGAGAACGACCUGUUUGACUGGGACUUUGAUGUUGAGCUGGGAAACACAGCGGAUUACAGGCGAGAUGAUCCAGAGGCUGGUGUUGUGAGCUGCUCAUUUGAUGAGGGUUUGUGUGUUUGGAUAACAGACUCAGAAGGAGAUCUGCCGUGGAAACUCAAAGACGACCCCGCCGGUGGGCAGUACCUGACAGUGCCAGAGGCCACAAACAGAAGUAUCAGAGGGGCGCGACUUACGGUACAUUUGGCCCCGCCCAAAAAGCCAUGGCAGGGCGGUGACCUCUGUCUUGCAUUUAGACACCGUCUCCACGGUCACCACAUUGGCUCACUGCAGCUGUUUGUCAGGAAGGGGCGGAGUCACAGUUCAUCUGUCUGGAACAGGACUGGAGGACAAGGCUGGAGACACACCCACAUCACAAUCGGCGGGCGGAGUCUUGGUGAUAUUGUGGUAAAGGGAGAGAGACGGAGAGGGAAACAUGGAGAAAUCGCUGUGGAUGAUUUUAGUCUGCGCAGAGGAACCUGCAGUGACACAAACGACAGGACAGAGUGACACACACUCAUGCCGCACACAGGAAACUGUGUUUAACAUGUAACGCAGCUCUUCUGCAGGAGUGAAGAUGAAACAUCAGCAUUCAUAUUGAAGGACAUUCAGAUGAACUGAACAGAAUAUGAACAUAAAGAAGGGAACUGUACAAGCUUGUAUUGUGAACACAAGUGAACUAUAUGAACACAUGUAUUUCAGACAUUAUCAUUAUCAUGUUACAUAAUGCAUUAACAAAUGUUAACGAAUAAAACUUCAUCGUAAUUGUUCUCAAGGGUUAAUCUUAUCAGAAAUAUUUAUUUGAAUCAACAUAAAUUAAGAGCAGAACUAGAAAUAGGAUCAUAAUAUAUAAAUACAUUUAAAUUGAAUUGAUAUUUUAUUUCUAAUUACCAUUUAUAAGAGACGUUUAUUUGGUAUUUUAGGUGAAGUCGGAUCUGAUCAUGUUCUUGACAUGUUCACAUGCAGAAAUGGACAUACAUGUGUUUGUUUUAUUGAUCUGUGUGUUUGUGUAUUGUUGACGGAUUACAUGUAUCAUUACAAAACUCACAGUAGAUCAUAAUUAUCAAUAUAAAAUAAUCCAUCAAAUUCAUAGAGCGGUAUAAUAAAGUUCACAUGAACAUAUAUUUUGUUGUUGGUUUUCUACAAUUGCGUGAGCUCCAAACGAGCUGUAAACAAGUUGUUUACUGUGUAUUUCCAUAUCAGAGUUGUUGAGUGUUUUUGUGUUUUACGUGACAGAAUUCCUGAUUUCUUACGACCUCUUUGACCUUUUAUAAUGUAUUUAGUUGUUGAAGAUGAAACUUUAAGCUAGAUGACGUUCAACACCUCAUGGGUUCCCUCAGAUCUUCCGUCACUGUUCAUCUGGUCAUUAAAUGUUCUUGUAACACAUAUGUUGUAAAAAUCUGGGUGCGUAUUUAUAGCUAUAAACCAAAUAAAAAACUCUUUUGA